Messenger RNA from Planococcus citri (citrus mealybug), 3149 nucleotides. RefSeq lists its product as uncharacterized. The record is from RefSeq and is a predicted model, not a curated record. The transcript has 2 exons. The coding region runs from base 352 to 2598 and encodes 748 amino acids. NCBI's taxonomy places the organism in Eukaryota, Metazoa, Arthropoda, Insecta, Hemiptera, Pseudococcidae.
UGUGACGUUCGUAUCGUUCGUUCGUUCGUUCGUUCGUUGGUAGGUUCGUGCGUGUGUGUUUUUUUUUUGCAGAGAUAUCACUUAUCAGUUUGUUAUCAGUUUGAUUUGUGAGUUACCGUGUGGUGUUGUGUAUAUAUAAUGAAACUUUGAAUUAAUUUGAUCAAUAAUAAUUAUUAUUUUAACAUUUCCGCUAGCUGCUUAGUGAUCGACAUGAUCGUACAUUUUUUUCAACAUCGUUCUGUAAAGUGUUACGAACUGGUUGUGUAUCGAUUUCGAAUAUUACAGCUAUAGAAAGCCGGCGUGAAUUUCGCCUCGUUUACUUUUCCUAUCUGACGAUCGAUAGUAAUACAGAUGAUGGACGAUUCGCCGAUGAAAUUACUAAGUUUGGCGGCGAAAUCGGUAUGCGUUCAACUGGUAUACGAAUGGGCCGAUGGCGAAAUACCCACAAUCGAUGUAUGGGAACGAAUUACCCGCGACGAUGGCGGACUAGACGCAGACGCUUGCCCAGCUCACAGCUGGUUCCUGUGGCAGUUACGCGAAAUGCGAGUACCUCGAUUCGCUCAUAUACCGGAUAAAAUUCGAUACCAAAUCGAAGAUAACAUUCCGCCGAUUUUAGAAGAAGUUAUGACAUGGAUUUUGUAUCAUCACUUCUUGAAUUUCUUCCACGAUGAGCCAUCGUCUUCUCUCAGCGAAUACAUCGUGAAACUAGUCUGGAACCGUCGGUUUGAAAUCGAUAACUCGGCUAGUGCGAAAAAUAUCCUAACCAACGAUAAACUAACUCCGUUGGAGAGGUUUAAAUUCGCCAGUGCGUACUGCAUCGUAGACGAAAUCGAAAAGUAUCGAGAUACGAUCGAUUCGGUACCGGAAUGGGAGUCGAUUGGAGAGCCAUUCGUCGCGUACUGGUACCGGUAUUUGACCAAUAAGUUAGAUACGAUAGACGUGUCGAAGGAUUACUCGAUCGAAAUGUGGUAUCUGAAAACUUCGGAGGAGUCUAUAUUAUGGCCAUCUGUCGUGUACUUCUUCGAUGAAGUCGACUCGACGAGUAGAUCGAACGAGUUCGUACUUAUCCUGGAAACUUUCGCCGAAAGCUACCUUUCAGAUUUGUUAGCCAAAUUGACGGAUAACAAAUGGAAUCUGGCGUGUUGUUCGAUGAUUUCGAGAAUUGUCCAGAAAAUCGUCCAGUACGGUUCAUUGGACCAAGUACGGUUCGUUUGGAAGCUAUUCGAGAGUAAAAUUGACUCGAAGAAUUUCGCAGAAAUACUCGAAACGCUGGUACUUUCGUCGAUGAGAAACGCUAAAGAUUUCGAUAAAUGGACCCCGAUGCUGAUGGAAAUUUGGACCAGCGCUAGCAGUAAAUUGAAGCAAUCGGCCAUCGUCGACACGAAACUAUGGCAGAGUAUCGGUGAAAAAUGCAUGUCCAUUAUUGCUCACGAAGAAACUGCGGAUUUUCGUACACGUCGUCGUCAAAUCACCGAUCCGAUGCAAUUCAUCAAGCUGGUGUUGAACAGCAUCCCUGCCAAGCAGAGACUUACAUUCUUCGAGAAUAAUUUCUGUUGGUUGAUCGUUUGGGCACCGUUCGCUGUGGUUGAUCAAUUGAUGCGUGAUGUUUUGCAAAAUGAUUACGAUCACGAUGUCGUCGAGUUGAAAAAAAUCGUCGCCAAUUGUUCGGAAAUCGAACGGUUACGAGGUAUAUUGAUAGCAUUUGGCGAAUUCGACGAACUCGAUACCCUCGUAUCGUUUUAUUUCCCCGGUGUCGACGGUAUUAGCGCUAAAAACGAAGCCGCGAUGCAGAAAAAAUUGAAGUUCCAUAAGUUCAAGUUUAUUCUGUCCGAGAACGUUUUCGAUCCGGUUUGUUUUUGCAUAUAUCGCGGCGAUUGGAAGCCAUUAUACGAAUACGUGCAGAAAAACGUAACGUGGAUUUCCCCCGUUGGCCUCGAAGCGAUCAUGAAGAAGGUGAUCUUGCAGGGCAAAUGCUGGCCUCGGAAAAUCCAUAAAGGCGAAAUGAACGACUUGAAGGAAUUCGUCAGCACGGUCUAUUCCAAUGCGAACCCUGCGGAUCAAGACUCAGUUGAUGCGCAAUUGAAAUUUUUGAAAAUACGUUACGAAAGCUACUUGUUGAUUGCUUUAUUCGAUCACAAUCUUCGCAAAAAAAUAGUUUUCGAUCGAGCUAAUUUGAAGGAUUUCUUGUUAUGGAUUUACAAAGGCGACGAGAAUUUAAUCGAUGAAAACUUCAAGCAGCCGAGCCUGUUUCCUAGAGGAUUUUUGGUUCAGUUGAAAGGAUGCGUUACCGAAGGUUCGUUUCGAGUUACCGAGUCGAUGGAUGAGUUUUUGAAAUGGUGUUUCGAGACCGAAGCAGAAAGGCAGCAGUUUAAACGUAGAAUGAUAUACGAUUACCGACAGUAUCCGUUGAUCGAGGGUUUGUUGAUGCGCAGGCAGUAUCGUCAAAAGAUGUUGUUCUGGGUUUUUGACGAUGACGUUAGUUUGAUUGAGAAAUUCACUGUUGAUUGCGUUGGUCAUCCGAUGUGCCCGUAUUUUGUUUCUGGUUACGGUGAUAGUGAUGAUAGUGAGAGUGACGAUAGCGAGGAUGAAGAUGAUUGAAGUAGUGUGGGAUUAGAUAUUAGCAUUUGUGAUUUACUAAAAAUGAGCGAUGUAUAAAGAAUUUCAGAUUUUUGAAUGAUAAUUUUUGUGUGAACGUAGAACGUUUUUUUCAAGUAUUUUUUUCUAUGUUUAUUAUCGUGUAAUAUUUAUUAUUAUUUUUCGAAAUGAAUUAUUGAAAAUUGUUCUCAAAUGAGUGAUAAGUUAUUUGUCUGUUCAUUUUUAAUUUUAAUUUUUUUUUAGAAUUGUACCUAAGUGUUAGUAUGUACUUUGAGUAGGUACGUGUAGAAUGUUUUUUAUCGAGUAUUUUUUUCUUGGUCUAUUAUUAUUUAUUGAAUCGAGUUAUUGAAAAUUCAUCUUGAAUAAGUCUGAUUGUCUUUUUAUUUUUAAUUUUAAUUUUUUUUAAAUUGAAAGUUCAAUAUUACAAGUUUAAUAAUGCUUCAUAGUUUUGUAAUGUAUUAUAUGUAGUUUGCAUUUACGUGUUUCGUUUUAAAUACUUAUGUGAUAUUUUUUUCAUUUGAAAAUAUACUUAAGUACAAUUUUUUUUACUUGAA